Molecule: messenger RNA, 6548 nt
Organism: Eufriesea mexicana
Lineage: Eukaryota; Metazoa; Arthropoda; Insecta; Hymenoptera; Apidae
Gene: hiw
Product: MYC binding protein highwire
Exons: 30
Coding region: 1-6507 (2168 amino acids)
Biological process (GO): axon guidance; regulation of synaptic assembly at neuromuscular junction
Cellular component (GO): nucleus; plasma membrane
Molecular function (GO): ubiquitin protein ligase activity
Source: RefSeq, a predicted model, not a curated record
AUGGUGUCUGGGGAUCACGAACGAUUGCUGCCUGUACCAGAGAUUUACGUGAAAUGCUUUUAUGACCUCUUUAAAAGUAUUGCUGAAGCACAGAGAAAUAAGGAAGAAUGGAGAAAAUGUACAAAAAAUAAAUCUAUACGUAAAAGGGAUAAAAAAAAGAUUGAUUUGAGUGGAGAUUUGAAUUACAAUAAUCCACCAGAAAUAGAAUUAUCUUGCAAUGCUUCUGCAUUUGCUGUAUUUGCUAGUGUUAGAAAUGCUAUUUUAGACAGGCAUAAUAGGACAACAAAUGAAGUUUAUAGAGUAUCAAAUUGUAAUUCUCCACCAUCACCAGAACACAGUGAAACUAUUGAUACAGAAAGUGAUGAUGAAGAUAGAAUAUCCACUAUACAGAGUUUACCAAAGAUUGUAGGUAUUGGUUUACGAAGUGUUUUCACAUUGAUGAGAGAAAGCAGAACAAUUGAUCCUGCUUUAUGUACAAAAGCAUUAUCAGCUUUAUUGGAUGUACUACAAGGACAACUUCCUGAAGGCCUGAAAUCUGAACCAGAGGAUGUUAUUGAUCCCCUUUUUGAUCUAUUAUUGGAUCUUGCAACUUCACAUGGUCCAGAAUCAGCAGCUGCCAAUGAUGGCAGUCAUUUGACUGCAGUUGCUUGUGCAUGUUUAUUAAGCCUUGUGGUUGUUAGAGGUGAUACUGGUCGUUUAUUGGCAGCUAUAGCAGCUUUACUCAUGUGCCCAAGAGCAUUAGCAGCUCAGAAUAUUCAAAUGCCAUGUGUGUUAACAUCUUUGCAAAGAAGCGUACAAGCUGUCUUACUGGGGAAACUUGCACGGCCAGACUGGAUUACAUAUGGAGUUCCUAAAUGUGCUAAGAUUUAUACUUCUACGCUUAAGUUACCAAAUGAGAUAAGUAAUAUAAUAUUAAAUGGGCGAAGUUUUGUGAGUGAUGGAAAGUACCUGUAUUUGCAUACAAGUAGAGGAUUAUUAAAAAUUGGUAGCGGUCAUGGUGGAACGAUUUGGGGUCAUAUGUAUAUUCAGAAGGCAGACUUUUAUCCAACUGAAACUGGUUGGCUUGGUUAUGCAAAUAAUACAUUAUAUUUUAAAUAUACACCUAGAAAACAGAGCGAAUUACUAAUUAUCGACGCAGAAACUCUUUCAGUCACGGAAAUUGCUGUAUUAGAAGGACGUGAUUGGUCAUCUUCCGUUAUGUUUUCUGAUGGUGAAUGUUUAGGAAUGAUAACAGCUGGAAAAGAUGAUGGUUUUGUAGUCAGAAUAAUAAAUACAUUAAGUAAUUCAGUAACCGUUGCAUCAGAACUGCCGUUAAAAUUAGCAAGAAAAUGUGUAGAUGUUUUUGGCUAUGCUGCAUUUGAUGAAGAACAAACCACACAUACAUUAAAUCCAGGCUGUGAUGAUGAAAUUGCUACAGUUACUGCAGGCAAAGAAUUUGCGUUAAUAAAAACUGUAUCUGGCAAAAUUCUGUAUAGCGGGAAAGGAACCUCUCUUGGUAUGAAAAGUAACACAAGGCCUAAUAGGUGGGUAGAAUUAACACUUGGAAAAGGUCCAAGACUUGCAAAUUUUGCAGCUGGUCAUGAUGGUCAACAUGUUGUAAUAGUUAUGGAAGACGGUUCGGUUUUAUUUGCUGGUACCGCUAGGCGUGGUGAAGAUGGCGAUAGUAUUAAAAUUAGACGUCAACCUAAGCCAGUUAAGCCAAAAAAGGUAGCGAAAGUAGAAGGGCAGUUCAUUGUAGAUGCUGCUUGUAAUAAUGGGUCAACAGCAUUAGUUACAAAGGAGGGUUCCUUACUGAUGUUUGGCAAAGACACGCUACAUUGUGAUCCUGUGUCGGGAAUAGUUACUGAUCUCAGAGACGUUUUUGUCGUUCAUGUUUCAUUAGGUAAAGCUCAUGCUGCAGCAUUAACUAACAAAGGACAUUUGUAUACAUUUGGAAUUAAUAAUAAGGGACAAUGUGGUAGAGAUUUUACCACUGUUCAUAGUACUAUAAAUAAAGAUGUCUCUACGGUUGCUGUAGAAAUGGGUACAGCAGAAGAUGAACUUUUAGUGACUGAAGAAGAUGGUAUGGAAUCUACUGAAGAUUGGGAAGAAAUGAGAGGAAUAUGUCCACCAGGAUUACAUCAAUGGAGGCAGCGUGAUUGUAUGGUUUGCACAGUAUGUCGAGAAUGCACUGGCAAUAGUAUAUCAUGUUUAAGCAGUAUACGACCAGAUCGAAAUCCAGGCCAGGAAUGUGGGUGUGGUGAAGGUGAUAGCGGAUGCGCAGAAUGUGGAUGUUGUCGCACGUGUGCAAGAAAAAGUUGUACUAAUGGUAGAUCAAGUUCAAAUUUUCGAGAGUAUUUACAAAAAUGCUUAGGGGAAAUAAAGCAAAAGCAAAGAACAAAGGCAGGUCCGAGUACUGCAAAGUAUGAGAUGAAGAUGAAAGGUCCGAAUAAUCAAAGAUUGGCUGGACCGAUCGUGAUACAAAAAAUUGCCGGAAAAAUGGCAUUAGGACUAGGUACUAAUAUAAUAAAUGAAGAUGGUAUUGGUGGGAGUGACAUUGAACGUGGUGAUGUUGCAAGAAUUACUAGUAUACCACCAGCUAGAGUUCCUAUACCUAGUGAAAGCCCUGUGGUUCAAGUAGCAUGUGGCUUACACCAUACAGUGGUACUCUUGCAAAAUGGAGAAGUUUAUACCUUUGGAAGUAAUAUAUAUGGUCAGUUAGGUGUGGGAGAUUUGGUACCACAUGCUGGACCAGUUCAUGUUAAAUUAUCUGGAAUUAUAACACAAGUUGCUGCUGGUAGCAAUCAUACUGUUGUACUUACAUCAAAAGGGGAAGUGUUUACAUUUGGAGCUUAUCAAAAAGGACAAUUGGGCAUAAAUUGGUGGAAUGGACAAAAUGAACUUCCAAAUUCUACUCCACAAGUUAGCCGUCGUCCUGACAGAACGCAACCGCGGCACUGCUUUCCAAAUGUAGUUCCAAAUAUUGGCCCGCAAUGGGGUAGACGAGCAACAUGGGUUGGUGCAAGUGGAGAUCAAACUUAUGUCAAAAUUGAUGAAAUAAAUUCUAUUAGUUUAACAAGGAGUACUGUUAUGGCAAAUAAAAAUUGCAUAAUUUUAAUUCCACAUCAAACUGAUCAUGCAAAUUCCUUCAAAUGUUUAGUUAUAAGCAAAAGGGAUGGUACUUGCAACAGUUAUAGUGGAAUAGAUCAAGUUGACUUCAGUAAUUGUGCUACAUGUUUAGAUCCCUUGUAUAACGUGAUUUGGACUUUUAAUCCUAUGAAUAGUGAAAUAAGUUUGUAUAAUAUCAUAUCAACAGAAGCUAGAACAAUUUCUGGAUUGGAAGCAUCUAUUUUGAGUCCAGGCUUAGCACUACCUGUAGUAGCUAACUGUUUUGUAACACGUUCUCAGGCUGCAAUGCAUUUAUUGGGUUGUUUAGAUACCCUCACCCAAGCACAAGACGAAAAUCUAUCUAUAGUAGAGGAAAAUGAAUGUAAUCAAUCGAUACAUGGAAAAGUGUACAGUCGUGAAGAUUUUGUUACAGUCAAUAGAUUCGAAAGCCAUGGUGGUGGCUGGGGAUAUUCUGCACAUUCAAUCGAGGCUAUUAGAUUUAUGCCUGAUACUGAUAUUUUACUAGGUGGAUAUGGAUUAUUCGGAGGUCGGGGAGAAUAUACAGCAAAAAUAAAACUCUUUGAUAUUGGGAUGGAUGGAGGGGAUCAAGAAAAUGAUGGAGAACUACUAGCAGAAUCAGAAGAAAUACCAUAUGAAUGUGGACCGAGACAAAAAUAUUCUAUUUUAUUUUAUGAACCAAUUCCAUUGCAAGCAAACAGGUGGUAUGUUGCAUGGGCUAAAGUUAGGGGUCCAUCCAGUGACUGUGGAUCUGGUGGUCAAGGCAUGGUCACAGCAGAAGAUCAAGUUAUGUUCUAUUUUAAAUCAUCGAAAAGAUCUAAUAAUGGAUCUGAUGUAAAUGCUGGUCAAAUUCCACAAUUAUUGUAUCGAAUUGUCACACCUGAAAAUCAAACUCCUAAUAGACAAAGGGAUCGAAUCGAACCAGUUUAUGUACUGAAAAGAGAUUUCAGCAGAACAGUCACUAAGGAAUGUUUUCAAUCAUUGAUAUCUCUCCUUCAAUGGAGUUGGAAUACGUUAAAAGCCGCAUUAAAUGAUACCAUGGCAGCUUCUUCUCAUACAGUACUCGAAGUGGAGCGUUUAGUUUAUAUUAGUAAAGCUAGUUUACGGUUACUUAGAACUUACACCAACGAAAUUUAUCCCAAUCAAGUGGGAAAGAAAACUCCGGCUGAAUCGGUACGGCUAGCAGAAUGCAUAGGUGAAGUACGCGCAUUGUUGUAUCAAAUUUUGUCCGAUAGUAUGCCACUAAAUACGAAAAGCAAGGGAAAAACGAGAGUAAGCAAAAGUCCUAGUGUUAUAAAUAGUAAAAUGACAAAUAGCAUAUUGGAUGAAUGUCAUAGAACAUUUGUAGCUUGCUAUCAUGCAUUUUAUCCGACAGCAUAUUUAAAGUGGACAUGCCUAUGCGAAUUGUUAUCAGAAAUUGACAGAGAGCAAGGAAGAUCUGCGAAAGAUCGACUGUUAUCGGCUGUUUUAGCUGCUUUAUGUAAUCCUACCAUUCGUCUUCGAUGCACAUUUCCAAUUUUAAAUAACAUCAUGGAUAGCAGUAGUAACAGUGACAGUAUAAAACGACAACUUAGUCCAUCCGAUAAUACUGGCUUGUUAAUGAUAAACUCAGCCGAAAGUCAUCAAUAUCCAAUCUUAGUUGAGCAGAUUAGUUAUAAAUCUCAAGUGGAAAGUUCUGGCAAAGAGACAUUAAACUGGUCGUUCCGUGAUGUCCUCGAUAGAUUGUUAGAUUUGAUUCUAGUCCCUGUGAAGAAAAGUCUUUGCAGAAAGAAGACUCAAUCACUGCCAGAAUUGGUACUUCAUUGUUGUUAUUUGUUAGCGCGAGUGAUUGCUGAGUUAGCAGGCCAAUCUAGUGGAAGUGAGGAUGAACUUCAAGCUGCUUGUGGAAGACUUAUGUACACUACACCUUCGAGAUUUACUCGCGUAAAUCAAAUAAGAUCGUGGAAUAAUGGCUCCCCGGAUGCGAUUUGUUUUUCGGUCGAUAGACUUGGUAUCGUUAUCGCUGGAGUGGGAAUUUAUGGUGGCGUUGGAAUGUAUGAUUACGAGUUAGAACUACUCGACGAUCAAAAUAACACGGGUAAUGAUCCAUCCCAUACUCAGCGCUGGAGUAGUUUGCAUUUUACAUGUGGCUCUUUCGGCCCAGAUGACUGUGUUAACGACAUAGUAGAAUUAAAAUUUGAUAAACCUAUACCCAUUAAGGAAAAUGUAAAGUACGCUAUUAGACUGAGAAACCGUGGAGGACGUACAAGUAGUGGUGAUGGUGGUUUGAGUGUCGUUAAAGGACCCGACGGAACUACAUUUACUUUUACGGCUUGCUCCUUAAGCUUUAAUGGUACGACACAGACCAGAGGUCAAAUACCGCAUAUCCUUUAUUAUUCAAACCCACAAGAUUCCGACGGUCAACAUACAAGCAAGGCAAUGGCCGAGGUACAAGCGAGAAAAUGUGCCCUUGUCAUGACAGCAACAAUUAUUCAAAGGUCAAACGAAAUUUUUGCGUUAGCGAGAGAAAGGGCUGAAGAAAUGGUAGCUACAGAAGUCCUUGGGAAUGCGGCAUUUGUGACAACUCUUUUACCACUGGUUAUGGCACACAUCAGUCCACUAGCUACAUCAGACCCUAGGAGUGGAGUCCAGAUUCUUACCUUGAUACAAGAAAUGUUACCUCAUGUUGCGGCACUUAAUUUAUUAUCUACAAUGGGAUCGUCUGAAAUAUCUCAAGACAGUGAAGCUCAAACUCAUACCCCAACACCCAUUACUACCAGUCAUCAUUAUACCUGGUUGGAAAGUGAUCAUCCUUAUAAACCUGCUACAGUAUCCCAUUACAGGGUCACCUUCCCAGAAACGGUCAAAUGGUUAACUAUUGAAUUCACGCCAGAGUGUGGCACAGCUCAGCCAGAAGAUUAUUUACAAUUGUACAUUCCAAAUAUCAUCUCUCCUUCUCUCGCGGGAAUAAGUGCAACAGAAGACGUACCCUUGCAUUGGCCUGUUUUGCAUAAACUGAGUAAUGUACCAAGUCAAUGGCCUCAAAACGCGAUCGUAUUACCAGGAAACGAAGUUAUGUUCUCGUUGGAAACUGCUUCUGAUUACAUGCGGAACGACAGAGCAAUCACAUACGGAUUUAAAUGCCUGGUAAUCGGAUACGAUUGGAUAACAUCGGGAAAUGGUUUAAAAAAUCUGGAAAUUGAAUUAUCAUUUCUCGGUGGAGCCUGUGCUGCCAGUCUUAUGAAGAGAAAUCUUGCUUUGCCGCCUGUAUCUAAUGAAGAAGUUGAAGAGGAUUUGGAACUGAUGCAAGAAACUGCAAAGAGGAUUUUCUCCGUACACUCGACGUUACUUGGACGAGGAUUCGCCCUAGCUUCACCUCCUACGGUCUCUCAGGCGCUCGACGGUGUUCUUCCGUUCAGGUAAGUACUAAAUCAUUUACUCUACCAGUUGUCGGUAAAAAACUG